AUGCCUGGCAGUCAGUACGCGCAACACGACGACAACGACAACAGCAAUGAUGACUCCACUACGAGAAGGGCGGCAGACACCAUCUCCUUGACAGACCAGACCAACUUGCUGCCGUUCAAGAAAGUCGUAGUCGUUUUCUGCGGCCUCUCUAUGUGUAUCCUGGUCUCCACCCUUGACUCGACCAUUGUCGCGACCGCGUUGCCGACAAUCUCCGACGUCUUCAAUGCUGGCGCGGUGGUCUCAUGGGUCCCGUCUGCGUACCUGCUCACAUCGACUGCCUUUCAGCCUCUCUAUGGGCGUUUCAGCGACAUCUUCGGACGCAAGGCCAGCCUAUGUCUCGCCAUGUCAAUAUUCAUGCUAGGCAGCAUUCUCGCAGGGUUCUCCCGCACGAUCAUUCAGUUGAUCAUAUUUCGCGCACUUGCCGGUGCCGGCGGUGGAGCCAUCGUGAGUAUUGGGCAAAUUGUCAUUUCGGAUGUUGUGACGCUUCGUGAGAGAGGGAAAUAUCAAGGUAUCAUCGGCGUUGUCGUCGCGUUCGGCUUCGCGAUCGGACCCCUCAUCGGCGGUGUCCUGGCGGAGAAAGUCAGCUGGCGGUGGUGCUUCUGGGUUACUCCCCCAAUCUCAUUCACCGCCAUGUGCACAGUCCUGCUCGUUCUCCCGCUGAAGCCUGUCGAAGGUAACUUCCGUAGAAAACUCCUUGCCGUUGACUAUCUAGGAGCGGCACUGACUCUGGCUGGGUGCACCCUUGUGAUUCUUCCGAUCAUAUGGGGCGGAGUAACCUUCCCUUGGUCAUCAGCAGUGGUGCUCGCACCGUUAUGUUCAGGGUUCCUUGUAGUGUCCCUCUUCUGCUUCUGGGAAUGGAAAGGCGCAAGAUUGCCUAUCGUGCCCAUGUAUAUUUUCAAGCACAUCACCGUCACCGGAGUAUACAUCACGAUGUUUGCGAACGGAAUGAUCUUCUACUCGGCACUCUUCUAUCUCCCGCAGUUCUUCCAGGUCGCUUUGGGAUACUCGCCUAUUCGCUCCGGCGUGUUCCUCCUUCCCGUUCUCGUCAGCCAGACAACAGCCAGUUUUAUCUCGGGCCAGAUCGUGAGUAGAACGGGGCGAUAUAGGACCAUCAUACAUAGCGGCUUCUCGGUGUGGGCCAUCGGAUGCGGAUGCCUGUCGACAGUCACUAGCAGUACACGGAAGGGGCUCCUCGUAUUUUUCAUGCUUCUCUCCGGACUAGGUGCAGGACAGACUCUGCAGACCACCACUGUUGCGGCUCAGGCGAGCGUGUCACGGAAGGACAUGUCCGUCGUGACAGCGGUUCGGAACUUCGUCAGGCUGCUAGGAGGCACACUGUCACUGGCUCUUGGAGCAUCCAUCAUCAACAACUCGCUGCGCCAGUCCAUGACAGUCCUCGGCCUCUCGCAGUCGACCAUCAAGGCCAUCAUCGACGACCCUACGAUCCUAGGCGACCGGCUCUCUGCCUCAUCCUCCAGCAAGCUAGGGUCACUCGGCGUCACGCCAUCCAUGGCUGACGACAUCCUCAAUGGGUACACGCACGGCUUUCGCACGGUGUUCGUCAUGAACGCAAGCCUCGCUGCGGUGGCGACGGUUGCAAGUGUGCUGAUGAUCCGCCACAAGGAGCUUUCGCGCGGCGAUGAGGAUCGUCUUCGCGCAGCUGCCAAAGCGGAAGAGAAGCGCAUGAACCUGGACGUCGAGGAAGGGAUUGAAUUCCAGAGCGAGCGGCAAGCCGAAGAGCUUGACGACAAGAGCUGA
Molecule: messenger RNA, 1758 nt
Organism: Laetiporus sulphureus 93-53
Lineage: Eukaryota; Fungi; Basidiomycota; Agaricomycetes; Polyporales; Laetiporaceae
Product: MFS general substrate transporter
Exons: 15
Coding region: 1-1758 (585 amino acids)
Biological process (GO): transmembrane transport
Molecular function (GO): transmembrane transporter activity
Source: RefSeq, a predicted model, not a curated record